Molecule: messenger RNA, 1563 nt
Organism: Dendroctonus ponderosae (mountain pine beetle)
Lineage: Eukaryota; Metazoa; Arthropoda; Insecta; Coleoptera; Curculionidae
Gene: slim
Product: kelch domain-containing protein 10 homolog
Exons: 5
Coding region: 295-1530 (411 amino acids)
Biological process (GO): positive regulation of stress-activated MAPK cascade
Molecular function (GO): protein binding
Source: RefSeq, a predicted model, not a curated record
UGACUUACCACUGACAAUUGACAUGCGAAAACAAAACUGUCAGACCUGAAAUGUUUUUAUGAAAUUUGCAUUUCUUUAAAGUGCACCUGCUUCCACCAGGUACCGAACGUCGUAUUGGGUGAAGGUAAUCCGGCUACGUUACAAGAAGUUAAAUAUUGCGCCAUAUUGAUUCGUUUGUUUUGAAUGGGCAAUUGUAGAUAACCUUCAUUUAACGACUGAUUGUGAAACUGGAAGGUUUCAAGCUAAAACUCGAUCCUGAGAAGAAUCAUCAAUGUGGUCCAGGCUAUUCUGAAGAUGGGGAAUAGUGAAAGUGAAAGUGUGGAAGCUGCAGGAGUGUACACGUUCAAGCCGUUCUGUUAUGAGAAGGUGGCGUUUUCAGGGGACAGUACCAAAGUCCCGCAUCCGCGCAGCGGCCACCGCAUUGGGGCUGAUUCGGCAAAUCUUUACUGCUUCGGCGGCUACAACCCCCUCAUUCUGCCCGAGGAGUAUCACUAUGAAGACGACUCCUAUAUUGACUCGUAUCCGCUAUUCCAAGAGCUUUGGAGGUUUAAUUUAGCAUCCAGAGAAUGGACCAAGUUUAACAACAGCGCAACACUGCCCAAAGAGCUGGUGUCCAAUGCAGUUUUUCUGCAUCGCAACAUUCUAAUGGUGUAUGGAGGGACGGGAUCUCCGUUCGGAACCACAUGCAGCAACCAACUGUAUAUUUGCAACACAAAGGAAACUUCUAGUCCAAUGGUAGAGGUAAAAACAUCGGGGCAACUGCCCUUACCUCGCUAUGGACAGGCCAUUGUCUAUCACAACGAUCAUCUCUACGUUAUUGGUGGAACCACCGGAUUCACAUACACAUGCGAUAUUCACAGGCUAAAUUUGAAGACCUUAGUAUGGGAAACAGUCCAUUUGUGUAAUGGAACGGAUGAAAAUGAACCACCAGGCCGCUACCGGCACGAAGUUGGGUUCGACGGGAGAAAAAUCUAUAUUUUGGCUGGCGGUACAGCAAGCAAUGUGUAUGGAUUUCGGCAUGUUCCAGCCUUUGAUAUUGAGAAGAGACAAUGGACUAAGGAAAAGACCAUCCCCGCCCUCAAAUUUGGAGUGCCUAAGGCUAGGAGAUGUCAUGGAGCCGCACAGAUUGAGCACGACAAUCAAAUUGAAGUGUUCAUAACUGGAGGUAUCGGCGGCGAUACCAUUUUUCAAGACUUGUGGCGUUUAAAUUUGAAAACUUUCCAAUGGACAUACUUUGAAACCUGUUGGUUACCGCGUCCCACUUACUUUCAUGCAGUGUCUGUUACUCCUGAAGGGCGUUUGUACGUUUUCGGUGGCAUUUAUACUCUGGAUGAAGAAGUGAAACGUAGCAAUGUGAUUUACUCAGCCUGGGUGUGUAUACCCAAUCUCAGUGAGCUUUGCUGGCAGGCAGUGCUGCAUUACAGUCCUGAUAUUUCUACACAUACAAGUGAUCAUUUGAUCAAUUCGGGUUUACCUAGACAUUUUGUGCAACGAUUAGGUGAUAAGGUCUCAAGUGACCGAAAUUUGUAAAUACUUUGUAAUAUAAUCACUAUAUGAAACUUU